AUGGGUUUGAUGUCAAUGUAUGAAUCACAGUUAGGCAGUCAUCCAAUUACUUCAGGAGAGCUUGGGUACGAAAUCCAAAUACGAGAAGCGGUCGUUCGCCCAAAUUGUUUAACCAUUCUUCGCUUUAAAGGGGCUGAAACGGAAGAGUUUGGACAUUUCACAUGUCCCAAGUAUAGAGGUCAUUGCAACAGUAGCAAUACCACUGAGAAGGCAUAG
Molecule: messenger RNA, 216 nt
Organism: Prunus armeniaca (apricot)
Lineage: Eukaryota; Viridiplantae; Streptophyta; Magnoliopsida; Rosales; Rosaceae
Source: the annotation of a GenBank genome assembly